AUGGCGCCAACUACUCGUGAUCACGGAGAGAAGGAGUCCACGUACGGAUUCGUGUAUGGAGUCUCCGGACCUGUCGUGACAGCUGAGAAAAUGGCCGGGUCUGCGAUGUACGAGCUGGUGCGUGUCGGACACGGCGAAUUGGUCGGAGAGAUCAUCCGUUUGGAGGGAGACUUCGCCACCAUUCAAGUAUACGAGGAAACUUCCGCUGUGACGAUUGGAGAUCCAGUGCUGCGAACGGGAAAGCCGCUUUCCAUUGAGCUUGGCCCUGGCAUUAUGGGAUCGAUUUUCGACGGAAUUCAACGGCCACUCAAGGACAUCGCCGAUCUCACGCAAUCAAUCUACAUUCCAAAGGGAGUCAACACAAAUGCGCUCUCGCGUGAUGCUCGUUGGGACUUCGAGGUGAACAAGAACAUGCGUGUUGGAGCUCACGUUACCGGAGGUGACAUCAUCGGCACAGUGAAUGAGAAUCUCCUCAUCAAGCAUAAGAUCCUGUUGCCGCCGAAUGCUUGCGGAACGGUCACUUUUGCCGCUCCGUCGGGACAAUACACUGUUACGGAUGUUCUCCUCGAGGUCGAAUUCUCCGGUGAUAAAAAACAAUUCUCUAUGCUUCAAAUCUGGCCUGUGCGUAACCCGAGACCGGUGAGCGAGAAAUUGGCGGCGAACAAUCCACUUCUUUGCGGUCAACGUGUAUUGGACGCUCUUUUCCCAUGUGUGCAAGGAGGAACCACGGCCAUCCCCGGAGCGUUCGGUUGUGGAAAGACUGUGAUCUCGCAGUCGCUCUCGAAAUACUCAAACUCGGAUGCGAUCAUUUACGUCGGAUGCGGAGAGCGUGGAAACGAAAUGUCUGAAGUAUUGCGAGAUUUCCCGGAGUUGACGAUGGAGGUCGAAGGAAUCACCACAUCGAUCAUGAAACGUACGGCCCUUGUCGCGAACACAUCGAACAUGCCUGUGGCCGCUCGUGAAGCUUCGAUCUACACUGGAAUCACCCUCGCUGAAUAUUUCCGUGACAUGGGUCUCAACGUGGCUAUGAUGGCCGAUUCGACAUCCCGAUGGGCCGAAGCUCUUCGUGAGAUUUCAGGACGUCUUGGAGAAAUGCCGGCCGAUUCGGGUUACCCAGCCUACCUUGCCGCUCGUCUCGCCUCUUUCUACGAACGUGCCGGAAAAGUGCGAUGCUUAGGAAAUCCGGAACGCGAAGGAUCGGUCACCAUUGUCGGAGCCGUAUCGCCUCCUGGUGGAGAUUUCGCCGAUCCCGUCACGGCUGCCACUCUUGGUAUUGUACAGGUGUUCUGGGGUCUCGACAAGAAACUCGCUCAACGCAAGCAUUUCCCAUCGAUCAACUGGCUCAUCUCAUACAGUAAGCCACUUGUUACAAUGAAAGGGGAGAUUGUU
This is a messenger RNA of Mesorhabditis belari, 1389 nucleotides long. The record is from the annotation of a GenBank genome assembly. Lineage: Eukaryota; Metazoa; Nematoda; Chromadorea; Rhabditida; Rhabditidae.